Molecule: messenger RNA, 180 nt
Organism: Funneliformis geosporum
Lineage: Eukaryota; Fungi; Glomeromycota; Glomeromycetes; Glomerales; Glomeraceae
Source: the annotation of a GenBank genome assembly
AUGUUUGGCUCACCUAAAACCAUUAAUGUCAGAAAUUAUCAAAUAAAAAAGAUUGACUUGAACAUUAGAAUAAAAUAUUGGACAUUUUCAAAGUGGAAAAAGAUUGUAUGGUCUGAUGAAUCUACAUUUAGCCAAUUUCAUAAUAUUAUAGUUUAUGAUGCUUUUUAUAGUAUAGAUUAG